Molecule: messenger RNA, 2059 nt
Organism: Morus notabilis
Lineage: Eukaryota; Viridiplantae; Streptophyta; Magnoliopsida; Rosales; Moraceae
Product: beta-(1,2)-xylosyltransferase
Exons: 3
Coding region: 84-1628 (514 amino acids)
Molecular function (GO): glycosyltransferase activity
Source: RefSeq, a predicted model, not a curated record
UCAAAAAAGGAGGGGGGGAAACGAAAACAGAGGAAAACAGAGAAGGAGAGAGAAACGGAGAAGAAGAGUCUUCUUAGACCGCCAUGAACGGAAGAAACUUGAGGCUGCUCAAGAUCAUUCUCUUCCUCUUCUUCCUCAACUCUUUCUCUCUCCUCUUCUACUUCUUUUCUCACUCUAAAACUCUCCACGCAAACAAUGAUAACAAUAACAACAACCCAAAUCAGCAUAUUUCCUUAACUUUGAAUAACCAAACUCAAACGAAGCAAUUCAAGUUCACAUACUCAAAGCCAUGGCCGAUUCUUCCCUCGUACCUCCCAUGGUUGGAGACCCAAAACCCACCUCGGCUCCGCUCCUGCGAGGCCUACUUCGGCAACGGAUUCACCCGCAGAGUCGAUCUGUGGGCCCCAAGGGGGCCGAGAUCGGGGUGGUUCAGGUGCUGGUUCAGUGGGACCCUCAGGAGCUCGGUCUGCGAGGGUGGGGCCCUCAGGAUGGUGCCGGAGAAGGUGAGGGUGUCGAGGGGAGGGGAGAGGCUGGAGGAGGUGAUGGGGAGAUCGGAGGGGGAAGAGCUGCCGGAGUUUGAAGAUGGGGCGUUUGAGAUCAACGGUGGUGAUGAGGAGAGAGAAGAAAAGAAGAAGCUUGUGAGUGAAGAGGUUUUGAAUGAGAUUGUGCCUAGAGGGGAUGUUUGGAAGCAUACAAUGAGGGGUUUGGUUGGUUCUGCUUUGGUUGUUCCAGCUAGAGAUUUUGAGUGCCAAGAGUGGAUUGAGGAGCCAACGCUUCUGGUUACGCGCUUUGAAUACGCAAAUCUUUUCCACACUGUCACAGAUUGGUAUAGUUCAUAUGUAGCUUCAAGAGUCACUGGCUUGCCUAAUCGGCCUCAUUUGGUUUUUGUGGACGGGCACUGCGCGGCAUCCUUGGAAGAAACAUGGCAAGCAUUGUUUUCUAGCCUCAGAUACGCCAAGAACUUUACUGGUCCUGUUUGUUUUCGUCACGUGGUUCUCGCACCUUUGGGAUACGAAACUGCUUUAUUCAAGGGGCUGAGUGAAGCAAUAAACUGUCAAGGUACAUCUGCACCAGAUCUGUGGCAAAACCCCGACGACAGAAAAACCGCUCGGUUAUCUGAGUUCGGUGAAAUGAUCAGAGCUGCUUUUCGCUUUCCAGUAAAUAGACAAAGGAUUGAAAGGCCGUUAACAGGUUACAAUGUCCUUUUUGUUCGACGUGAAGACUACUUAGCCCAUCCCCGUCAUGGUGGUAAAAUUGAGUCGAGGCUUAGCAACGAGGAAGAAGUGUUUAAUUCAUUAAAGGGUUGGGCAGCAAUUCACACAGAUUGCAAAAUAAACCUUGUGAAUGGAUUGUUUGCUCACAUGUCCAUGAAGGAACAAGUGAGGGCUAUUCAAGACGCUCACGUCAUUAUUGGCGCACACGGCGCUGGUCUUACACACAUAGUCUCUGCAUUACCGAAAACAGUGGUUUUGGAGAUCAUUAGCAGCCUAUUCCGACGGCCACAUUUUCAGUUGAUCGCGCAGUGGAAAGGGUUGGAGUAUCACGCCAUUAAUCUCGAUGGAUCUGUUGCCAAUCCUCAGGUUGUUAUCCAAGAGCUUAGCAGCAUUAUGAGAGGCCUUGGAUGCUGAUAAAUCAUUUUGUUUUGGCUAAAUCUCACACUUACUGAUUUCUGGGAGCCGAUUUUUCUUGAAAGAAGAAGAGAUUUCUUCGAUCGGGAUUCUGGUUUCUAACAGUUGGUGCAGAAACUGGCAACUUAGGAGGAGGAUUUUAAGCAAUGCUGAUAAUGGUGGCCUUGAUUGUUAAUUAUAUGGGCAUUUUGGGGAAAGUUUGGUGAAUAACCAGAAUUGAGUGGUAUCAUCAGUAAGAUAGAGAAUUUAUAUUUCCAAUUUUCCAUGUUGUGUAUUUUUUUAAUUUCCAACAUUCUUUUUUCAUUUUUUUUUUCUUUUUCUUCUUACCAAGUACAGGUUGAUAACAGAUAGAGGCUCCAAUACCAAUUUUUUGGUUUCAACACAUUUCUCUUGUUGUAACAUCAGAUUAUAUAUUAUGGCACAGAUCAGAC